Humulus lupulus (European hop) is the source of this 3129-nucleotide messenger RNA. RefSeq lists its product as uncharacterized. NCBI's taxonomy places the organism in Eukaryota, Viridiplantae, Streptophyta, Magnoliopsida, Rosales, Cannabaceae. The transcript has 2 exons. The record is from RefSeq and is a predicted model, not a curated record. Bases 1 to 3129 code for a protein of 1042 amino acids.
AUGAGUAGGUUUUUUGAUGGGUGGAAUUAUUUUAAAAGUUCUCUUUGUGAAGGUAGAAUCUUGCUGGUUUGGAGGAGUAGUUUGCUUUUUGUUGAUGUUCUUCAAGAGAGUGAUCAAAUUGUUCAUACUGUUAUCAAGGAACAUCAUUCUAAGAGGGUGUACUGUGUGACAUUUUCUUAUGGGCGAAACUUGGUCCAGGAAAGAGCUCAGAUGUGGCUUGACUUAUCUUGCCUUAGUUUCCCUGUUGCUCCCUGGUUGUUGGCUGGAGACUUCAACACUGUGUUUGAGUUUGAGGACGGAAAAGGGGGUCGGCCAGUUACUUAUGCUGAGUUGGUUGAUGCUCAGAGAUGGCGUGGUCAUGGGUUAGCUGAUGAGCUAGGUUCAAUUGGUUCUCAAUAUACUUGGACUAAUAACCAAACAGCUGAUGCUAGGAUUUAUUCCAAAAUAGAUCGAGUCUUUAAAAAUGAGGAGUGGCUUGUCCUCUUUCUUGCUUCAGUGGCUGUCAAACAGUGGGACAUGCUAUCAGAUCACUGCUAUUGCAUUAUUAAGUUGUUUCAGGAGGUCCUCACUGGGUUCAAGCCUUUUAGAUUUUAUAACAUGUGGGUGGAGCAUAAUAAAUUUAAGUCUACUGUUAUGCAAAGUUGGCAAAAACCAGUAGCUGUUGGAGGUUUUACUGGUGUGUUAAUGAAACUUCAGAGACUUAGCCAUGUCUUAAGGAGGUUUAAUAAGUCUGAUUUUGGUGAUAUUGAGAGCAACUUCCAGAUGGCUAAAAUGGUGUAUAACCAGGCCCAAGGUAACCUCCAGCAGGAUCCUUUUUCUUCUGUGUUUCAGGCUGAGGAAAAGCUGGCGCUUGAGGCUCUGAGGAAGGAAAUAAAUAGAAUUGCCUCUUAUGUUUCUGACAAUGGUCAGCUUGUUGAGAAGUAUGAGGAGGUGGUGGAUCAUUUCUUACAUCAUUUUAGAAAUGUUUUGGGCAGUCAAAGUAAGGCUUCGGGUUCUAUCCACAUGGAUUGCUUUGUUCAUGGUAAUAUCCUUUCUUUAGAGCAUCAACUGGCUUUAGUUAAUCCGUUUACCAAGAAGGAUGUUAGAAAUGCUAUGUUUAGCAUAGGAUCUAUAAAGCGUCCGGGACCGGAUGGAUAUGGGUCGGGUUUCUUUCAAGCUAUGUGGAAUGAGAUUGGUGAUGAAGUUUCAGAGGCUGUUUUGGGUUUCUUUCAGCAUGGCAUUCUUCCAAAAAAUCUGAAUAAUGCUUUGUUGUCAUUGAUUCCUAAAAUUGCUAAUCCGACGAAGGCUGUGGAGUAUAGGCCUAUUGCUUGCUGCAAUACUUUGUAUAAGUGUAUUUCUAAGAUGAUGUGUGAGAGACUCAAAAGGGUACUUCCUUUUCUUGUUCAUCAAAAUCAAGGGGCGUUCAUUAAGGAUAGGCUUUUAGCGCAUAACAUUCUUAUUUUUCAGGAUAUCCUUAAGGGUUAUAAAAGAAAACAUAUUUCCCCUAGAUGUGUGAUGAAGGUCGAUCUCAGCAAGGCUUAUGACUCCAUUGAUUGGCAUUUUUUAGAGGCGAUUCUUACUGGUUUUUGUUUCCCGAAGCAAUUUAUUAACUGGAUUUUGGUGUGUUUAAGGGAUGCUUCUUAUUCUAUUUUUCUUAAUGGUAGAGUGCAGGGCUGUUUUACGGGUAGGAGGGGGCUGAAGCAAGGUGAUCCAAUCUCUCCGCUCUUAUUUGUUCUAGUUAUGGAGUUCUUCACUAGGAUGCUUAUUCGAGCUACUCAAAACAGGGAUUUUAAGUUUCACCCUCGGUGCAGGAGAUUGAAUCUGGUGAGCCUUUGCUUUGCGGACGGUCUUGUGAUAUUUUGCAAAGGUCAUAGUGCUUCUGUUCAGAUUAUUAAGCAGUGUUUUAAUGAGUUCAGUGAGGUUUCUAGUUUGACAGCUAAUUUGGACAAGUCCAGAGUUUACUUUGGGGGUUUAACAGAGGUAGAGACUAGGGAUAUUUUAAGAGAUUUGCACUCUGCUGAAGGUGAUUUCCCCUUAAAAUAUCUAGGUGUUCCGCUAAGACCUACAAAGUGGAGGGCGGGGGAUUGCGCUACUAUUAUUCAAAAAAUUCAGCUGAAGCUUUUCCAUUGGUCUAAUCGGCAUCUCUCAUAUGCUGGAAGAGCUCAGCUCAUUCAAUCUGUUCUUUUGGGAAUUAGAUCAUUUUGGAUGAGUAUUUUUCUCCUCCCUAAGAGUGUAAUUAAUGAGAUUGAUAGCCUGUGUAGGAGAUUUCUGUGGGGGACCAGCAAAGGGAAUGAUAACAGAAGUAAGCUCCACCUCAUAGCUUGGAACCAAGUUUGCUUGCCUAAAUGUUUGGGGGGUAUCGGGUUCAAGGAAGGGGCCAAUUGGAAUAUGGUUCUUCUUGCUAAGUAUAUUUGGGCUGUGUCUACUAAACAAGAUAUUCUUUGGGUUAAAUGGAUUGAUUCUGUUUAUCUUAAAGGCCAAUCUUUUUGGGAGUAUAAUAUUCAAUCUGACGUGAGCUGGUAUUGGCGUAAGCUAAUCAAGAUGAGGGCAUUCAUUAGCAAGGAGAUGAUAGAUAAAGCUAUAGUUAACAGCAAAUUUAAAACCAGUAAGAUGUAUUUUCAGCUGAUGAAUAGAGAUAAGGUGCCUUCGGCUUCUGUUAUUUGGUGUAGCUUGUCCUUACCUAAACACAGGUUUAUUCUUUGGCAAGCUUCCUUGAAGCAUCUUUUAACUAGGGACAAUUUAUUGAAGUGCCAUUUGCAGCUGACUUCUUCCCUGUGUCCAAUUUGUGAAGUGCAGCAGGAGUGUCAUGAGCACUUAUUUUUUCAAUGUCAGUUUUCUUAUCAAGUGAGGAAAGGUGUGGCUAACUGGCUGGGAAGUUUGAUUUGGCCUGCUUGUUUCCAGGAUUGGAUUAGGUGGAUGGAGGGGAAGCCGAAGAGUCUUCAGCAGAAGAUAGUUGCUGCUGGGUUAGCUGCUUCUGUGUAUCUGGUUUGGUGGAACAGAAACCAGUGUGUUUUUAACUCCUUUUCGAUGUCUGUUUGCAAGGCUGUUUCUCUGGUUCAAGAUAGUAUUAAGGCUAGAGUUUCUAGUUUGUCUAAGGCUAAGAUGAAGAGCACUGACAUUGUUUUUCUUAGAAGCCUGAAUCUGUUGUAA